AUGAGAUGUGCAUUCUACUCAGAGCCCAGGGCGUUGACCGCCGCGCAGCGGAAGAAACUCAAAAAGAAGCAACAGGCUAUGGAACAAGAGUCUAAACGUGAAGCAGAACGUGCUAGCGCUCCGAAUCUAAAGGCAGCAGAAGAUGAUGAUAUCCUACAGCAACUUCAGGCUGUCGGUAAAACCAUAUUCAAAAUACUGGGUGAUGGAAACUGCCUCUUCAGAGCUGUGGAGCAUCAGAUAAUGUGCGCCAGGGAACGUGGGACUGCAAUACUUGCAUAUGACCAUGCUGAACUAAGACAGAUGGCCGUUCAACACAUGAGAUCACAUAGAGAGGAUUACGAGGGUUUCAUAGCUGCGCAAUCUGUUCCACAAAAGGGUGAGAAAUCCAACGGACACUGUAUAUGGUAA
Babesia sp. Xinjiang is the source of this 408-nucleotide messenger RNA. RefSeq lists its product as uncharacterized. The transcript has 4 exons. Bases 1 to 408 code for a protein of 135 amino acids. The record is from RefSeq and is a predicted model, not a curated record. Gene Ontology annotation, biological process: protein deubiquitination. Lineage: Eukaryota; Apicomplexa; Aconoidasida; Piroplasmida; Babesiidae. Gene Ontology annotation, molecular function: cysteine-type deubiquitinase activity.